CGGAGUACCACCUACAUCACCGCGGAUAAGUCCGAUGCAAGAAGGUGUGUCCCCAACCUAUCAGCGGCACGCAUCCAGCUGCAACCGUCCUUGCAUCGCGUCGUUAGCCUUGCGCACAAGCCCUUUCUGGUGCUGUACUUUGCGCCGAGGUACCUGGUACGUACAUUGUACACUGCAUGGCUAUCGGAUCUGGGUUUUGUGUUUGCCUGCAGAUAAGAACGACGUGCGUCAUUUUUCUCUGGGUAUUCCUUGCAUAUUCGUGUAUGCAUUGUUUUACAGGGGAAUGUAUGGGUAGAGAGAGUAUGUGCUGGGAAUCGGAUUCUCAAUAUCUCCUAUCGAAAGAAGGGAUAUACU
Aspergillus pseudotamarii is the source of this 354-nucleotide messenger RNA. RefSeq lists its product as uncharacterized. NCBI's taxonomy places the organism in Eukaryota, Fungi, Ascomycota, Eurotiomycetes, Eurotiales, Aspergillaceae. Bases 35 to 295 code for a protein of 86 amino acids. The record is from RefSeq and is a predicted model, not a curated record. The transcript has a single exon.